This is a messenger RNA of Haliotis rubra (blacklip abalone), 2460 nucleotides long. RefSeq names its product protein mono-ADP-ribosyltransferase PARP15-like. The transcript is spliced from 15 exons. Lineage: Eukaryota; Metazoa; Mollusca; Gastropoda; Lepetellida; Haliotidae. The record is from RefSeq and is a predicted model, not a curated record. Gene Ontology annotation, cellular component: nucleus; cytoplasm. Gene Ontology annotation, biological process: negative regulation of gene expression. Bases 37 to 2364 code for a protein of 775 amino acids. Gene Ontology annotation, molecular function: NAD+ poly-ADP-ribosyltransferase activity; transcription corepressor activity.
CCGAAAGUAGCUGACACGGUACUUCCGCCGUGGGAAAUGGCAAGACGUUUGAAGUCACCAGGUAAUUGGGCAGCCAUGAAGGUGGAGCUUGUGACAGGUAGCAUCGCUGACCAGCAGGUCGAUGUCCUGGUAAACACUACAACAAAGGACCUUAACCUGUCAUCAGGGCCAGUGUCGAAAGCGAUCCUCAGCAGGGCGGGGCAAGACAUCCAGCAGCAGUGUCAGCAUAACUGCCCCCAGGGAAUUGGCUUCGGGGAGAUCUGUGAGACGGAUGGGGGCAGUCUCACCUGCAAGCAGAUCUACCACACCUGUCUGCCUAAUUGGGGUGCUGAUGCUGAGCAGGUGCUGCGGAAUCUCAUUAAGAUGUGUCUCACAGAGGCAGAUAGUUGUGACUAUGCCAGUAUAGCUUUCCCUGCUGUUGGAACAGGUGUGCUGAAGUACCCCCCACAGACUGUCGCCAAGGCAUUCUUUGAGACAAUUCUUGACUUUGUCAAUAACACGUCAAAUAUUAGCCUGACCCUAGUCCGAGUUGUCAUUCACCCCUCCAAUGAUACAGUGAUACAGGUGAGUCAGCCCUACUCUGGAAGUAGAAGCUGGAAGGGACAGCGUGUGGUGGUUUCCCAAAUAACAGGGGACACUGAAAAACAAACAACUGAUGUGAUCGUCAACACAACCAACUCAGGUCUGAAUCUGGCAGAAGGGGUAGUGUCCAAGGUCAUGCUGAAAGCAGCUGGUGAUGACCUUCAGGAUGAAUGUAAAACAAAGUAUCCCUCAGGGGUCAAGGCCGGUGAAGUAGCAGUGACAGGGGGAGGUAAUUUGUCCUGCAAGCAGGUGUAUCAUAUCACGCUGACAGAUGACUGGAGUAGUGAUCAGCCAGGGACUGAAAAGCUGCUGAGGGGCACUAUAUUAAAGUGCCUGAAGACGGCCGACGACGCCGGACUCACCAGUCUCAGUUUCCCGGCCCUUGGAACAGGAGGGCUGAAGUAUGACCCAGCGCGUGUGGCCGAGCUGAUGUACAGCGUCUGCCUCAGCUUCAGGUCCAAAGGACUGAAUAAGGUCAUCCUCGUGAUACAUGCUAGCUCCCCUGGAGUCAAGCAGGCUUUCGAUAACGAGUUGGCCAAACGAAAAAAUGCCAAGUCAGCCAGAUCAUCCAAAGUGACCCCUUCACUAGCCAAGACAAUAGGGCAAGUAUCGUCUGUGAAGAUCACCCUAGUGAAAGGCAACAUUGUUGAUCAAAAGGUAGAUGUGCUUGUGAACUCCUGCACUCCAAAGUUGAAGCUGUCCAGUGGCCCACUGACGAAGGCUGUAUUGAAGGCAGCAGGGGAGACAAUCCAGGAUGAGUGCAGACAGAAGUACCCCAAUGGAAUCAAGCCAGGAGAGGUUGCCGUGACGAGUGGAGGCAGGAUGACCUGUAAGCAGAUUUUUCACAUCACACUGACCGAUUGGAAACCAGAUGAUGCAGACGUGGAAAAGGCAUUCAGGAAUGUGAUCCACUUAUGUCUGAAGACAGCAUGUCAGGGAAUCCACUCAAGUAUUGCCAUUCCGAUGCUUGGCACUGGAGUUUUGAAAUAUCCUCCAGCAUCUGUCACAAAAUGGAUAUUUGAGGCUAUACGUAACUUUGGUGCCCGUAAUCCAGCAUGUUCAUUGGCUGAAACCAGGAUUGUUGUCAGUCCUACAGAUCUGCAAAAUAUACAGGCACUGGUGGGAGCCAGCAGUGCUGUCUCUCAGCCUGCUAGAGCCACACCCUCAAUGACAGAGAACCUGCUGCCCCCUCCUGAGUGGACUCCCAUGGCACCAGACAGCUACUUCGAGGUGAUCCCGGUCAUGCCGGGAAGCCAGGAAUAUCACGAUGUGGCGACUCACUUCGGUCAGUCGAUGGGACCACAUACCAUCGUGUCUAUUGAGCGGAUACAGAACCAACACAAACACAUACAAUACAUGGCGGAGAAACAGGCGAAGGAAGCAAAGAGACCUGGUCGGCAGAGUGAAAGGAUGUUGUGGCACGGCACCAGUGAGGAUGCCACCAUCAGCAUCAACAUUAAUGGAUUCGACCGCAGCUACUGCGGCAAGAAUGCCGUGAUGUAUGGUGAGGGCGUAUACUUCGCUCGCAACUCGAGUUACUCGGCCCAAGGCACGUACUCAAAGAAGGAUAAGCAGGGACACAAGCGGAUGUACCAGGCUCGAGUGCUCACUGGGGAUUUUACUGCGGGGAAGUCAGGGAUGAAGCACCCUCCCCCUAGGGAUCCCAAAACACCUCAUGAUACGUUCGACUGUGUGGUCGACAAUGUCAGCAAACCAGAUAUAUUUGUGAUUUUCAGUGAUGUACAAGCAUACCCAGCAUACCUGGUCACGUUUACUGACUGAGGUGGAAUUAUCGUAGGCAUGUGUCAUAUCUUCCUACGAACCACUGUUCUAAUACGGCCAUAUUUCCCGGUUCUCGUAAAAUCCCCUAGCGGCAAA